GUUUACAUGGCAAAGAGCGUUAAGAGACAUAACCCAACCAUGUGACUCAGCCACGAUAUCUCCAACUUCUAUUAUUAUUAAUCGGAUUUGGAUCCUCCGUGGUGCAAUUGAGCAUCUAGUACGCAUCUACAUGCCAGCGUUUCUGAUCGCUGAAUGCACGCCAGCCGUCGUAUUGCACCAUAGAGAAAUUCAAUCUUAUCCUUCUUUUAGGCUUACUAAAGCUUUUUUUACUCUCAUCUCCUUUAGUAUAUAAUUCUACAAUUUCUCCUUCUUUACCAUCCCUACUACUACCACUACUUCUACCUUCUUUCUUUCUCACAAAAUCACACCUUCACUCACUCUGCUUGCUUUUGCUGCUGCUUCUCUACUUCAGUACUUCUCCAGUAGUUUUUUGUAUUUUUUUUCCCUAUUUUUUUCAUGGGUUGUGAUCUUUUACGACCUGUUGUUGUUCUAAGUGCUUUAUUUUCAGUAAUCACAUCUUUCCCAAGUUUGGUUUUGUCUUUGACCCCAUCAUCUCCAUGUGAGUUCCCAGCGAUCUUCAACUUUGGUGACUCUAAUUCCGACACCGGUGGCCUCUCUGCGGCAUUUGGACAAGCUCCUCCACCUAAUGGAGAGACCUAUUUCCAUUCUCCAGCCGGUAGAUACUCCGAUGGCCGUCUUAUAAUCGAUUUCAUAGCUAAGAGCUUUGGACUUCCUUAUCUCAAUGCCUACCUUGAUUCAGUGGGCUCCAACUUCACUCAUGGAGCCAAUUUUGCCACUGCUGGAUCAACAAUUAGGCCUCAAAAUACAACUCUCUCUCAAAGUGGGUUCAGUCCUAUCUCCUUAAAUGUUCAAUUCUAUCAGUUCAAUGAUUUUCAUCACAGAUCUCAAGUGGCUCGUACAAAAGGUGUUGUUUGGCAGGAAUUAAUGCCCAAGGAGGAGGAUUUCUCUAGUGCCCUGUACACAUUUGACAUCGGUCAGAACGAUCUAACAGCCGGGUACUUCCUUAACAUGUCGACUGAUCAAGUCAAGGCAUAUGUCCCUGAUUUACUGAAUCAGUUCACUACUAUUAUUAAGAAUAUAAAUGGGCAAGGAGGGAGAUCAUUCUGGAUACACAACACAGGCCCUGUUGGCUGCCUUGCUUAUGUUCUGGAUAGGCUGCUAAUCACAGCAGGACAAGUGGACAAAGCUGGGUGUGCCAGUCCCUUCAAUGAGGUGGCUCAAUACUUCAACCAGAGAUUAAAAGAGGCCAUAGCUCAACUCAGGAAAGAUCUUCCAUUGGCUGCCAUCACCUAUGUUGAUGUUUAUUCUCUUAAGUACUCCCUCUUCAGCCAGGCCUCCAAGCAUGGAUUUGAACAACCACUUGUAGCUUGCUGUGGGCAUGGAGGGAAGUACAACUACAACAGACACAUGGGGUGUGGAUCAAAGGUCACCAAGGAUGGAAAACAGAUUCUAGUGGGGAAAUCCUGCAAGGAUCCAUCGGUUCGGAUUAUCUGGGAUGGAGUACACUUCACCGAGGCUGCUAACAAAUGGAUCUUCGAUAGGAUUGUUGAUGGAUCAUAUUCUGACCCACCCAUCCCAUUGAAAAUGGCUUGUCAUCGACCUUCUACCAACUGAUCUUAUUCCUCUUCUUUCCGGCAAAUAAUGUUUCAUCAAUGUACAACUUUUGGAUCAAAAGGAAGGAAAUAUUUCAGACUUUUAUUCCAAGGGAUUAAAAUGUUGGUAAAUAAAAUUGCAUUUUGCUGUGACUA
Molecule: messenger RNA, 1730 nt
Organism: Macadamia integrifolia
Lineage: Eukaryota; Viridiplantae; Streptophyta; Magnoliopsida; Proteales; Proteaceae
Product: GDSL esterase/lipase At3g26430-like
Exons: 5
Coding region: 418-1596 (392 amino acids)
Molecular function (GO): hydrolase activity, acting on ester bonds
Source: RefSeq, a predicted model, not a curated record